GGGAGGGGAGUGGCCACAUGUCUCAAACAGGUUUAUGUCUGCCUGUGAGCCAGUUUCUAGCGGGCCAUUUGCAUGUUAAAACAGGAAUACACACCCUCCAACUGCAGACAGUUUAUCAUGUUGAGACACCUCCUUGUCUUUGUCUCUUCCAGCUGGCUCACAGAAGCGGCUCCAAACACAGAAUAUAAGAUAAGAAUUUAUAGAUGGAGGAAAGAUAUUUUAGGGGCAGUCAAGAGGAAUUCUCCAACGGUCACUAUCAACAUGCCAUAAAGAAACAUUUUGGGGAGAUGGAUGCUACAGAGUUCUCCAGGCUGUCGUCGCUGGGGGGAGAAUCUUCUGCAGACGAUUUCAUCCAGCCUCAUUAUAAGGAGACCUACCGGCUGGCCAUCGAUCGACUAGUGGAUGGCGGCAGAGACACUUAUGACGAGUUCCUCAAAGACGAACGAGUGAAGAGUUUUCUCUCAGAAGAUGAACUUCUCUUUAUCACUGCUAAUGUUAAACGGCUGACACCUAAAAGUCAGACAGAAGACGUUGUCGGUUCAUCAGACGCCUCAUCAUCCUCGGGGACGUACUGGCCCAUCCACUCCGAUGUGCAAACACCAAAUUUGGAACUGGGAUGGCCAGAGAUCCUGCCUGAAAACCUUCACACAAAUAUUAAUCUGCUCUUCCAUCCGCCCAGAAUGAACAACCCGACCAUAAAAGAGGUGAUCCGGAAGUAUAUCCAGGAUGCAAAACAGGUCAUCGGCAUUGUGAUGGACGUCUUCACCGAUGUGGAUAUUUUCAAAGAAACCAUGGACGCCUCUUUACGGGGAGUUCCAGUCUACGUGCUUCUGGAUGAGCUGCAUUACAAAAGUUUCGUCAAAAUGGCUGAAGAUCAGGAAAUCAAACUACAGCAGCUCAGAAACAUGAUGGUGCGCACCGUGAAAGGCCAGGAGUACCUCUGUCGAUCCGGAGCAACAUUUCAUGGAGCAAUGGAGCAGAAGUUUCUCGUAGUUGACUGCCACACGGCAAUUUAUGGCUCAUACAGCUUCUCUUGGUCUUUCGAGAAGAUCCAUCUGAGCAUGGUUCAGGUCAUCAAGGGCCACCUUGUGAAGUCUUAUGAUGAGGAGUUUCGGACACUUUAUGCUCAGUCAACUGUUCCAGCUGACCUGAGUCCUCCGCAGGGUCUAUGUCUCAACAGCGGGCUUCAUAUCAGGCAACCUUUGUUACCAAAUUCUCAAUCUGCACCAAAACUUGGGCGGCGGGAUCAGCUGAGGUACACCUUUGAUAUGGUCAACCGUAAAACCUGUGAAAGGAGAUUUAGCACCAGAGAUUUGAAAGACGAGAGCGGCAUGCUUGGUCCGGUGAUUGAGAAUGACAUCAUGCACCGUCAGAUGCUCCAGUUUCCUCAGAUUUCUUCUGAUUCAAUGGAUUUGUUGAAAAGGCACAGCUAUGCUGGUGAGAGACAAGACGGGCAGGUCCCACUUAACAUCAGGCCCAAAGGAAGCAACUGGAACAUCUACAGAGAAAUGGGAACCGGACAAAAUAACUAUGCUGUGGAUAAUUAUCAGCAGGUUUCACAUAUGCACAGAGGUCAAAACAUGCGUCAGUCCUACAACGGCAACGACAAACAGGUCUUCUCCAUGCAGCAGAACCUACCGGCAUUAGAGGAUCGGCCAAUGGCUUAUAGGCAGAAUUGGAGUUUAGGUGCUUUCCUCAAAAACUCUGUUUCUCCAGCUUUAGAUGCUGAUGACUACUUAGACCAACACGAAACCUCAGACAAAGCAAACACUUUCAUGCAAGGAAGGAUGAGGAACUCCCUUGCUCUCAGGUCCACCAUAAUGGAACAAACAGAGCCAAAAAUACACGCAAACAUACCUGCAGCCCCCAUCUCUCCUUUGCACUACUCUUCAAUGCAGUGGAAUCCGGCAUUCAUUGAAAACAGAUUAAACUCUCAUGAUUUUACAGUAAAGAGACAAAGUCUGCAAAUUCUGGACGACUCUCAGGGUUCUCCGAGCCUCGGGCCUUGUAGAAACUCUAACCCUUAUACAUUUGCCAGCUUGGGCAGAAGUAAACAUGGACAGAUAAUCAAAACCCCUGACCUCCUGACAGACAGUUGGCACAAAAGGCACAGUUUGGCAGAGUCGCAUUCAAACACUGAGUCCACACGGGAACCCCCAACUCCCACGCAUGGACCCUACAUCAGGAAACCACUUAAUAAAAGUACAGUAGAGAUCAGUGCAACAAGUGAACGACACAGGUCAAAUCUGGGUGAAGAUCAGAGAUCCAUCUCCCACUAUGAUGUCAACAGUAACACAGACACAAAAGGCUCUUCUAAUUCUAACUGGCAGGAACCCCCAUCUAGGACGGUCUCUGCAGCAGCCCUGGUUCACAAAAACAAAGACUUGACAAACAAAUCUAACAGUACCCAGCGUCUACGAAAAAAUGAUUCCACGAAGUCUUCGAUAGACAUACCAGAGAGGAAAGGGGAGUAUUUAAAAUCCAGGGAAACAACACCGAGUCUCACUUCAGAUGAGAGCACCAGCACUAUUACUGCCGAGGAUGAGGCAGAAACUUCCAGUGCCAGAAACAGUCACCGAAGUACAACCGCUUCAGACAGGUUCUCUUCAGAACAUUCCAAAUCUCAGUCCAGAACUGAAGAACAUCUAUUGCCAUGGCAGAACUCGCUCACCAAAACCAGUGUACAGAAGAAACCCUCUUUUCGGCUGCCCAGCAGAUUAGAACAAUUCCACUCGUCUGAAAAGAAACCCUCUAUGCCCAAAAACCUGAGACGCACAAAGUCUGAGGAUAAAUCCAAAAGUGUUUCUAAGGCUGAGGCAGCUGCUGAGUAUAACCUCACCCAGGCUGCACGGGGGCAGCAAGAGAAUAAGCUGGAGAAAUUCUUCCAUAGAAUAGGAAAUUUUAUGAACAAGAACAAGUAGUUGUUGCUACUUGAGCAGGACGAAGUGUCCACAGUUCACUUGGAACUAAUGCACAUUUGACUUUUUCUUUGUGUGGUUCUGGUCUUUUGUGAUUGCAAUGUUUACAUUUGGACCUCCCCUUUUUGUUUUGCACUCAGACGGCCAGAGGACAAAAUUUCCUGAAAAAGGAGCAUAUCUUGCAAUAAUACCCACAACAGGUGCUCUUUAUAUGAUUAUAAAAUAGCUGUUCAUUUUCUUUCCCCCCCCCCCCCCCCCCCACUGGUUUAAUGUCGUAAAUUGAAAUGCCUUCAACGAUAUUUGCAGAAGGAAAUUUAUAAAGGUCAACGAUGUAAAUGCACCGUGCUGCUAUAAUUGCUGUACAUACCAGAUGUUUUUAUUAUAGGAUUAACCUGCUUGAGUGCUGCCAGGAACUCAGGUCAAAGAUAUUUUUGCUAAAGGCAUGCAAGCUUGUCACAUGAGAACAAACCCUUCUCACCUUUGUCAUUGAGUUCUGCGACAUUUUUUCCAACAAACAUGUCAUUGCAGAAGUGUUGAGAAAUGUGCACACAUUGUACUUUUGUAAUAAUUUUUGGAACAAGUUUCAGCAAGAGGGGGUGCACAUUUUAAAGUUAUUUUUUUUAAAUGCAUCCAUAAUGACAUGCACUUUUGUAAAAUAAACGGUUCUUUAUGGAAAGUGGCACGUACAGUACUGGAGCAGCACAUGGUGGAUUCAAUCAUUUCAUCUUUAUUUAAGAUCCAAAAGGCACAGGGUCCAACUUUCUGUCUAUGGUGAAAAGAUUUCUAAGUUGUCCUUUUAAUUGUUUUGUGAUGAGAAACAAAACUACUGGGUGUAUUUGUGUAUGAAUAUGCAGGGAGGUGCUCAGGGUCAGCGUACAACAGUAAACUAAUUUCUGACCUAAUUUGUAAAAUAUAUUUAUUAAUUCAGUAAAAAUUUUAUGAUGAGAUC
Nothobranchius furzeri (turquoise killifish) is the source of this 3867-nucleotide messenger RNA. RefSeq names its product family with sequence similarity 83 member B (gene sack1b). Gene Ontology annotation, cellular component: cytoplasm; membrane. Gene Ontology annotation, biological process: signal transduction. Gene Ontology annotation, molecular function: protein kinase binding. The record is from RefSeq and is a predicted model, not a curated record. Lineage: Eukaryota; Metazoa; Chordata; Actinopteri; Cyprinodontiformes; Nothobranchiidae.